Messenger RNA from Anas platyrhynchos (mallard), 478 nucleotides. It is a transcript of the gene RPL34, whose product is annotated as ribosomal protein L34. The record is from RefSeq and is a predicted model, not a curated record. NCBI's taxonomy places the organism in Eukaryota, Metazoa, Chordata, Aves, Anseriformes, Anatidae. Gene Ontology annotation, molecular function: structural constituent of ribosome. Gene Ontology annotation, biological process: translation. Gene Ontology annotation, cellular component: ribosome.
GCGAAACAGCGCCCCUAUUUCAACCCCGCGGCUUCCGCUUCCGCCUCCUCUUCCGGCUCGGGCGGCGCCAGGGUGUGAAAAAUGGUGCAGCGCCUGACCUACCGCCGUAGGUUGUCCUACAACACAGCUUCCAACAAGACCAGGCUGUCCCGAACGCCCGGGAACAGGAUUGUUUACCUGUACACCAAGAAAGUAGGGAAGGCACCAAAGUCAGCGUGCGGUGUAUGCCCAGGAAGGCUUCGCGGUGUCCGUGCUGUGCGCCCUAAAGUUCUCAUGCGGCUGUCAAAAACGAAGAAGCACGUCAGCAGAGCCUAUGGCGGUUCCAUGUGUGCUAAGUGUGUCCGCGACAGGAUCAAGCGAGCUUUCCUCAUCGAGGAGCAGAAGAUCGUGGUGAAAGUGUUGAAGGCACAAGCACAGAGCCAAAAGUCCAAGUGAAUCGAUUUGUAUUUUCUGCCCAAUAAAUGAGAGUUCCACUUUC